AUGAUCGGCCAUGCUCGCUGGGACGUCUGCUGGCGCAUCGUCGUCCACCACCGCGCUGGCCUCAUUUACCGGAUGGUGCAGCCCAAGAUCGGGCUCCUCAUCUUUGUCUCGGGCAAGGUCGUGCUGACCGGAGGCAAGGUGCGAAACGAGAUCUUCUCCGCUUUCGAGCAAAUCUACCCCGUCUUGCAAGAGUUCCGCAAGCUCCCCGCCGCCGCUGCAGCCACCGCACUCACGCCGGCGACGUGA
This is a messenger RNA of Emiliania huxleyi CCMP1516, 246 nucleotides long. RefSeq lists its product as hypothetical. The record is from RefSeq and is a predicted model, not a curated record. The coding region runs from base 1 to 246 and encodes 81 amino acids. Lineage: Eukaryota; Haptophyta; Isochrysidales; Noelaerhabdaceae. Gene Ontology annotation, biological process: DNA-templated transcription initiation. Gene Ontology annotation, molecular function: RNA polymerase II general transcription initiation factor activity; DNA binding. The transcript is spliced from 4 exons.